UGCAUUUUGCCAAUCGACGUGACUGGUUGAUUAGAUCUCUUAAUCAGAUAGCCCGCUUGGGAUUGACUUGCCUUGCCUUGCCAUCGCAAGAAUCAAUUUGAUUUCCUUUUCUUUUUUUUUAUCUUAUAAGCUGCCUCCUAUGGACUUCGUGCAAGAGUUCUUCUCUCUUCUUCUCAAAGGAAUCUUCGGCCGUCUUAGCACUAUCUCUAGCACUACCUCCUGGCUCCUUGCUCGCUGAAAGUCUUUAGUGCUCGCUCCACAGAAGGGGAGUCGGUGAUACUCGUCUCACCAUGGCAUCUUCGGGUGUCGACUAUCCCGCCGGCCCGGCCCCCGCGUAUGCGGCUGGAAUCGGGAAUUCUUCCGAUGCGGAGAAGAUAGCUCUCGGUCGGCAGGAGAGCCGGAUCGAAUCCCUCGCCAUGGUCGGUGAGACGGACGAAACACAUCGCAAGUUGAAGGCUCGUCACAUCCAGUUAAUCGGCAUUGGCGGCACGAUCGGCACGGCUCUCUAUGUCCAGAUCGGCGAAGCUCUGCUGCAAGGUGGUCCGGGAAGUCUGUUCAUUGCUUUCUCGAUAUGGUGUACCGUCAUCCUCGCCGUGACCAUGAGUUUAGCAGAGAUGGUGUCGUACCUGCCCAUCUCCUCGCCGUUCAUCCGCUUCGCCGGUCGCUACGUGGACGAAUCCCUGGGUUUUGCUGCCGGUUGGAAUUUCUUCGUCUUCGAGGCUAUGCUUGUGCCAUUCGAAGUAACAGCAUGCAACCUCGUCAUCCAUUUUUGGAGUGAUAUCGUGCCGGCAGGUGCCAUAAUUGCAAUUGUCAUUGUGCUUUAUGCCCUGAUCAACCUUCUCGCCGUCGAGUGGUACGGGGAAUCGGAAUUCUGGGCUGCUCUCGGUAAAGUGUUACUUAUCGUCGGGUUGAUUAUAUUUACCUUCAUCGUUAUGCUUGGUGGAAAUCCUCUGCACGAUCGAUUCGGCUUUCGAUAUUGGUACGAGCCCGGAUCAUUCGCCGAAUAUUACACGACUGGCUCCCUCGGCCGUUUCCAAGGUUUCAUGCAAUGCUUUAUCCGGGCGGCUUUCACGAUUGCCGGCCCGGAUUAUGUCUCCAUGGCCGCCGGAGAGGCCGAAAACCCUCGCGUGGUGUUGCCCAAAGCUUUCAACGCCGUGUUCUAUCGCCUGACCACGUUCUUCAUGCUUGGAUCUUUAUGCGUGGGGAUCCUAGUUCCGUACAACGACGCCGAACUGACCCAGGCAUAUGAAAAUUCCGCUCCCGGAGCAGCAGCUUCGCCGUACGUUGUCGCGAUGAAUCGAUUGAACAUCCCAGUCCUACCGCACAUAGUCAACGCCAUGGUCUUGACCGCAGCCUUCUCCGCUGGCAACAGUUACGUAUACUGCGCGUCGAGAUCGCUCUACGGUCUCGCCCUCGAGGGUAAGGCGCCCAAAUUUUUCACCAGGUGCACGAAUAAGGGCGUUCCUAUCUACUGCGUGGCGUUGGUAUUGUUGAUAGCUUUGCUGGCGUUUCUCCAAGUAAGCGAGAACGCCGCCGUGGUGCUUAACUGGUUUGUAAGCUUGGUAACAGCAUCUCAACUCAUCAAUUUCAGCGUCAUGUGCGUUACCUACAUCUGGUUCCACCGCGCCUUGGAGGCGCAGGGCAUCAGUCGUGACUCCUUGCCUUACAAGGGGUUUUUACAGCCUUAUGCGGCUUAUUACGCUUUGUUCGCGACCUUUGUCAUGACCUUCAUAGGGGGCUACGCUGUUUUCCUACCUGGCGAGUGGGAUAUUGCAACUUUCUUGUUCUCUUACAUCAUGGUAGCGGUCUUCCCAGUUCUCUUCAUUGGCUGGAAGCUGGUUCACAAGACGCGCCAUCGUAGGCCGUACGAAGUAAAUUUGCUCAGAGACGUAGCCGCAAUUGAAGAUUACACCAACAAGUUCGUCCCGUCACCACCCAGGAACGCUUUUGAUAAAUGGUUCAAUUGGCUGUUUAGCUGAAAAGACGUAUCCUGUCGUAUGGGAAACCAUCUGAUGAAUAUCAGGUAAGGUAGGUACGCAAUAGACAUAGAAACGAUCUCGUAUCCUGUCGUUCAGGUAUAACCAAAUAAAACACAUCCUGCUAGGCAGCUACAAUUCACAAACUAUCUCUGCUGUGUCAUAUAUGUAAAUAUGCUUGGUGUAGAACUUUACUAAAU
Messenger RNA from Daldinia caldariorum, 2176 nucleotides. RefSeq names its product amino acid permease/ SLC12A domain-containing protein. The transcript has 3 exons. Gene Ontology annotation, biological process: amino acid transmembrane transport. Lineage: Eukaryota; Fungi; Ascomycota; Sordariomycetes; Xylariales; Hypoxylaceae. Gene Ontology annotation, cellular component: membrane. Bases 291 to 1979 code for a protein of 562 amino acids. The record is from RefSeq and is a predicted model, not a curated record. Gene Ontology annotation, molecular function: amino acid transmembrane transporter activity.